CUUCCUAUGGAAACCUUCUUUAGCUAUGACUUUGAUUUCAACCCAUAUUACGCAUCCGACAAUUCGUCGACGUCCAUCAGCAGCACCCGUUGCACCAUCUCGGAUGAGGAAGUAUACGCCACCGUUGCAACUAGUGGCCCGAAGCGGCGGGCUGGGAGGAAGAAGUUCCAUGAGACGCGGCAUCUCGUCUAUAAGGGCGUCAGGCAAAGGAAUAGGGGAAAAUGGGUAUGUGAGGUCCGCGAGCCGAACAAGAAGUCCCGUAUAUGGCUUGGGACGUUUCAGACUGCCGAGAUGGCAGCUCGCGCCCACGAUGUUGCUGCAAUGGCUCUUAGAGGACGAAGGGCAUGCCUCAAUUUUUCUGAUUCAGCAUGGCGUUUGCGUGUUCCGGCAUCCAGCAGUGCAAAGGACAUACAGAAGGCUGCUGCAGAGGCUGCAGAAGCCUUUCGGCCGUCCAAAUCUUACAAUGCUUCUAACAAUGAUGGUAAUAUGAUGCCGGAGAUUCCAACAGCCUCCACGGAGAAUGUGUCUUACAUGGAUGAGGAAGCGAUCUUCGGCAUACCAAGAUUGCUAGCUAGCAUGGCAGAGGGAUUGCUGCUUUCUCCACCUACAUUCUUUGGAGGUGGGUACCACUGUGAUGAGGUGGAGAUCGAAGCUGAUGUGUCAUUGUGGAGCUACUCAAUUUGAUGAAGAGUCUUGUUCCCUUGUUGUUAUGGUGCAGGGAUGGGGUCCACAACCUUUUAUUUUUUAAUACGGGGUGGAACCCAAUUAGCCCAGAAGUACGAGCUCUAUCUCUUUCCGUACAGUAUCAUUUAUUUUGGGUGGGCCCAAAUUAGCCCAUCGCAUGUAAGAUAAUGACAUUGUUACACUUCGAAGAAAGAAAAUAAUAAAAAAAUCAGUGUCUUAAAUCUUCUUAUUAGUAAUCAUUUAUCCCCUUAAUCACUACAGGACAUACAAAUCACAUGCAUGCACCAUAACUAAAAGGAAAGUCCAUCCACCCCACAUGUGGGUCCUACAUAUCUAUGCUGCCAAUAGUGCAGAUCAUGAACUUGAACUGUCAAACAAGUGCAGCAAAUGCAUGAAAAAGCAAAACAGAAAAAAGAAAAAAGAAAUAUCAACUAGAAA
This is a messenger RNA of Magnolia sinica, 1122 nucleotides long. Its product is annotated as dehydration-responsive element-binding protein 1B-like. The record is from RefSeq and is a predicted model, not a curated record. Bases 7 to 684 code for a protein of 225 amino acids. Lineage: Eukaryota; Viridiplantae; Streptophyta; Magnoliopsida; Magnoliales; Magnoliaceae. Gene Ontology annotation, molecular function: DNA-binding transcription factor activity; DNA binding. The transcript has a single exon. Gene Ontology annotation, biological process: regulation of DNA-templated transcription.